AUGUCGAAUCCCCUCACUGGCGGCCAGGUCCCCCACCCUGCUCUGGACAUGGUUGACCUGGUGGACCAGAGUCUGGGGAAUGCAGGGGCCUCUGGUUCUGCCCUGGCCCUGGAGGAGGGGGGCACAGACCGCUGGGCCCUCCCUCAGCUAAAGGACACUGGCCAGUCCUGGAGAGAGCUCAGCAUGACCGGCAGGGUGUGCUGGCUGGUCGUCGGCUUCCUCAAGGCCUGUGGCCUCCUGGGCAACCUCUACCUCUUCAUCUGCUCCCUGGACAUCCUCGGCUCUGCCUUCCAGCUGCUGGGCAGCAGAGUGGCCGGAGACAUCUUCAAGGACAGCCUGGUGCUGGCCAACCCUGUGGCUGGCCUGGUCAUCGGCGUGCUGGUCACGGUCCUGGUACAGAGCUCCAGCACGUCCUCCUCCAUCGUGGUCACCAUGGUGGCCUCCAAGCUGCUGACCAUCCAGGUGUCGGUGCCCAUCAUCAUGGGCGUCAACGUGGGCACGUCCAUCACCAGCACCUUGGUCUCGAUGGCACAGUCCGGGGACCGGGAUGAGUUCCGCAGGGCCUUUGGCGGCUCAGCCGUGCAUGGCAUCUUCAACUGGCUCACAGCGCUGAUCCUGCUGCCCCUGGAGAGUGCAGCGGCUGUGCUGGAGAGGCUCAGCGCGCUGGCCCUGGGUGCCACCAGCCUGCAGCCCGGGGCGCGUGCACCCGACAUCCUCAAGGUGCUGACGAAGCCGAUCACACACCUCAUCGUUCAGCUGGACACUGACCUGAUCACAGGCGGCGCCACGGACAAAGCCAACCACAGCAGCCUCAUUAAGCGAUGGUGUGGAACCAGGGCACAGACGACCAAGGGGAACAGCAGCGCCUGCGGAGCUGCCAGAUGCCUCGAGAGGAACAGCACAGCCCCCGAGGACAAGCUGCCUUGCCACCACCUGUUUUCGGGCACGGCGCUCACGGACCUGGCCGUGGGCCUCAUCCUGCUGGCCGCCUCCCUGCUCGUGCUCUGCACCUGCCUGGUCCUCAUCGUGAAGCUGCUCAACUCCGUGCUGCGCGGCCGCAUCGCCCAAGCUGUGAGGACCAUCAUCAACGCGGACGUCCCCUUCCCGUUUGGCUGGCUCAGUGGCUACCUGGCCAUCCUGGUGGGCGCUGGCCUGACCUUCGUGGUCCAGAGCAGCAGUGUCUUCACGGCAGCCAUUGUGCCGCUGAUGGGGGUCGGGGUGAUCAGCAUGGAGCGGGCCUACCCCCUCUUUCUGGGCUCCAACAUUGGCACCACCACCACGGCCCUGCUGGCUGCCCUGGCCAGCCCCUCAGACAUGUUGCUCAGCGCCGUCCAGGUGGCCCUCAUCCACUUCUUCUUCAACCUGGCCGGCAUCCUGCUGUGGUACACGGUGCCUGCCUUGCGGCUGCCCAUCCCAAUGGCCAAGUAUUUCGGGGACCUGACCGCCCGCUACCGCUGGGUGGCCAUUGUGUACCUGCUGCUCACCUUCCUGCUGCUGCCGCUGGCGGCCUUCGGGCUCUCCCUUGCAGGCGGCGGGAUGCUGGCCAUGGUCGGGGGGCCCCUGGUGGGAUUGCUGCUCCUAGUCGUUCUCGUCAGCGUUUUGCAGCAGCACCGGCCAGCCUGGCUGCCCCACUGCUUGCGCUCCUGGGCCUGGCUCCCCCGCUGGCUGCGCUCCCUGGAACCCUGGGACGGGCUGGUCACCCACUGCUGUCCCUGCCAGGCCUGCGGUGCCCCUCACGUCUCCCCCAAAGAGGCCCACUGCUACGAGAACCCCGAGGUGCUGGCCUCCCAGCACCUGUGA
This is a messenger RNA of Trichechus manatus latirostris (Florida manatee), 1800 nucleotides long. It is a transcript of the gene SLC34A3, whose product is annotated as solute carrier family 34 member 3. NCBI's taxonomy places the organism in Eukaryota, Metazoa, Chordata, Mammalia, Sirenia, Trichechidae. The transcript is spliced from 12 exons. Gene Ontology annotation, biological process: sodium-dependent phosphate transport; intracellular phosphate ion homeostasis. The record is from RefSeq and is a predicted model, not a curated record. Gene Ontology annotation, cellular component: apical plasma membrane; vesicle; brush border. Gene Ontology annotation, molecular function: sodium:phosphate symporter activity. The coding region runs from base 1 to 1800 and encodes 599 amino acids.